Molecule: messenger RNA, 2838 nt
Organism: Zonotrichia leucophrys gambelii
Lineage: Eukaryota; Metazoa; Chordata; Aves; Passeriformes; Passerellidae
Gene: TMC1
Product: transmembrane channel like 1
Exons: 20
Coding region: 1-2838 (945 amino acids)
Biological process (GO): vestibular reflex; detection of mechanical stimulus involved in sensory perception of sound
Cellular component (GO): plasma membrane
Molecular function (GO): voltage-gated calcium channel activity; mechanosensitive monoatomic ion channel activity
Source: RefSeq, a predicted model, not a curated record
AUGACUAAACAGGACAAGUCAGCAGAAGGAAACGAUGGUAGUGAUGACAAUCAAGAAGGCAGUGCAGUUGAGAAUGAAGAAAAUGCCAAAGGAACAGAUAAAGGGAAGAAGAGAGCAACACCAAGACCUAGAAGAGCACAUGCCAGAGGGAGAGACAGGCAUGGUGAUGAAGAUGAUGACGAUGAUGAAGGUGGGAUGAGGAGAGCUGGGCCUCGUAGGCACAGAAGCCGUAGACGAGGACGAGCAGCUGGAAAUGAGGCCAGUGAUUCUGAUAUGGAACCUGCAAAAGCCAAGAAGAAUCAAGCAAAUCAGAAAUCCAAGGAAGAUGAUGAAGAUGAUGAAGAUGAGAAAGGGGGUAAAAGUGGGAAAGGUAAAAAUGAGAAGAAAGGGGACAAAAAGUCUGAUAAAAAAGGGAAAAAAGAGAAGGCCAACAAGAAGAAAAAAGACAAAAAGAAAUCAGGAUCAGGCUCUGAUUCUGAAUCUGAGGAGGAGCCAAUUACAGAGGAGGAAUUGGCCAAGCUGAAAGAAGAGGUAGAAGAAAAAAAGAAACUGAUUGCCACGCUACGAAACAAGCCAUGGAAGAUGAAAAAGAAGUUGUCUGUCUUGAAGGAAGCACAGCUUUUUGUUGAGAAGUUUGAAGGUGCACUUGGAAAAGGAAAAGGAAAAAAAUUCUAUGCAUACAAAGUGAUGAUGAUGAAGAAAUGGAUGAAAUUUCAAAGAGACUUUGAAAAUUUUAAGACAGCCUGCAUACCCUGGGAAAUGAAAAUUAAGGAGAUUGAAAGUCACUUUGGCUCAUCAGUAGCAUCUUAUUUCAUAUUCUUGCGUUGGAUGUAUGGAAUAAAUAUGAUUCUCUUUGGAUUGACCUGUGGUCUUGUAAUGGUGCCUGAGGCUUUGAUGGGUAAGCCAUAUGGCUCUUUGCCUAGAAAAACUGUCCCAAGAGCUGAAGAAGCAACUGCUAUGAAUUUUGCUACCCUCUGGGAUUUUAGUGGCUUUGCACAGUAUUCUGUACUCUUCUAUGGUUAUUACAAUAACCAGAGGACAAUUGGGUGGCUCAAGUUCAGGAUGCCUCUUUCAUAUUUCCUUGUUGGAGUUGGGUCUAUUGGCUAUAGCUUUAUGAUUGUCACUCGAACAAUGGCAAAGAAUGCAAAUGAUGAUGGUGGUGGGGAUGAUACUAGUUUUAAUUUCAGCUGGAAAAUGUUCACAAGCUGGGACUACCUGAUUGGCAAUCCUGAGACAGCGGAUAAUAAGUUUGCCUCCAUCACAACAAGCUUUAAGGAAGCAAUUGUGGAGGAGCAGGAGAGCCGAAAAGAAGAAAAUAUUCAUUUGACUCGAUUCUUAAGGGUUCUUGCCAACUUCUUAGCCCUAUGCACACUUGCUGGAAGUGGCUACCUCAUCUUUUUUGUUGUCAGAAGAUCCCAGCAAUUUGCCUUGGAAGGUCUGGAGAACUACGGGUGGUGGGAAAGAAAUGAAGUGAACACGGUUAUGUCACUUUUAGGAAUGUUCUGUCCAACUUUAUUUGAUGUAAUCAGUUCUCUGGAAAAUUACCACCCUCGAAUAGCUCUAAGAUGGCAGCUGGGAAGAAUCUUUGCUCUUUUCCUCGGCAAUCUCUACACUUUCAUUAUUGCCCUGAUGGAUGAAAUCAACCUCAAGCUGGAAGAAGAAAAGAUAGUCAAAUACAACAUGACAAUAUGGGAAGCCAGUCUGUACAAUGGUACUAUUCCAGAGAAUUCAACUGCUCCUCCAAUACAGGUGGAUCCUGCUGAUGUCCCCAGAGGACCAUGUUGGGAAACAAUGGUAGGACAGGAAUUUGUGCGCUUGACAGUCUCUGACAUGAUGACAACAUACAUCACAAUUCUAAUCGGCGAUUUUUUGAGAGCUGUCUUUGUUAGGUUUUUCAAUUAUUGCUGGUGCUGGGAUUUGGAGUACGGAUUUCCAUCAUACUCUGAGUUUGAUAUAAGUGGCAACGUGCUGGGACUGAUCUUUAACCAAGGCAUGAUCUGGAUGGGAUCUUUUUAUGCUCCAUGUCUCCCAGCAAUCAAUGUGUUCCGCCUCCACACGUCGAUGUAUCUGCAGUGCUGGGCAGUGAUGUGCUGUAAUGUCCCCCAGGAAAGAGUCUUCAAGGCUUCCAGAUCCAAUAACUUCUACAUGGCCAUGCUGCUUUUCAUCCUUUUUCUCUCCACACUGCCUGCUGUGUACACCAUUGUCUCCAUCCCACCAUCUUUUGACUGUGGUCCUUUCAGUGGGAAGACUAGAAUGUAUGAAGUCAUUUCAGAAACUCUGGAGCACGACUUUCCUUCCUGGUUUGGGAAGGUAUUUGGUUAUGCCUCUAACCCUGGACUUAUCCUACCCUUUAUAUUGCUGAUGGUCCUGAGUCUUUAUUAUCUCAACGCAACAUCCAAAUCCUACAAGGAAGCUAACUUGGAACUUAAAAAGAAGUUACAAAGUCAAGCAGAAGAAAAUAAAAGAAGAAAUAAACAAAAAGCACAAAAAUCAAAUGAACAAGAGGAAAAUCCUUUUGAGACUGAACCACCACCAGCAAAGCCUAAAGGAGACAAGCAAGAUGAGUCCACUCCAAACAAUGACAACAAGAAAGGACAGGAUGGCAACGGAUCAAAGACAGGCCAGCCACAAGAAACCAGCUCCUCUCAGCAUCCUGGCCCUGUCCUGAAUGGCCACUAUCCUCCACAGAGCCGAGGAGGAAACCUUCCUCCACCAUCCAUAGCUGUGACAAGGCCACCCGGGCCCAGAGGGCCUAGAAUGCCAGGCUAUCCACCUGGAAAUCCUUGCCUCCCAGGGAUGCAGCCAGGAAUGCCUAGGGGCCCUCCCAUGUACAGAUAA